Eurytemora carolleeae is the source of this 1341-nucleotide messenger RNA. RefSeq lists its product as uncharacterized. NCBI's taxonomy places the organism in Eukaryota, Metazoa, Arthropoda, Copepoda, Calanoida, Temoridae. The record is from RefSeq and is a predicted model, not a curated record.
AUAAUGUACUGUGAUGUUGGUGGAAUCAAAGAUUAUCCCGAAGGACAAUAUGUUUCACAAAGAUGCAAUCUUAUUCAACCAAAGGAUGGAGAAGCGGAGAAUAAGGAUGAUCCAACAACGUUUUCACUGCAGGAUAGAACAGCUUUUUUGGCCUGGCUUCAUCAAAGGAAUCUGACGUAUUCCAUGUUCCAACGUGUUCGGGCCAAAACUGCUCCCUUCAAAUAUUUCAUUCCUUUCCCUAAGGACAGUACACUGAGUGGACGGGUGGUAAGCCUAGAUCCUGUAAGGAUGAAGAGAGGAGCCACUGCUGGAACUAUUAUUGUGGACAGUGGACUUAUCAACCUUGAGAACCCAGCUCCAGGCCAGCCAGGGGUCAAGGACAUGCAGGGAGUGAAGGUGACCUUUCAUAGAACCAACUUCUGGGUGUUUGGUAGAAAGAUGGCAAAAGCUGAUCUCACAUACCUGAUUCAACCUAAUCACAGGGUCCUGCUAGAGUGCUCAGAGAUUUCUCCACAGGAGAGAGAACAUUAUUCUACCCUACCAGCCAAUAUUCAAUACAGAGCAACUAUUGUUUGGGUCGGUCCUGCUCGUCCCCGGAAUGACCGUGAUGACCCAAACCGUAAUGACGUCAGUAUAUUCGACUGGCUCGCUAAAAGAGGUUUGAAUAUAUCUCAGUUUAAUAAACUUGUCGAAGGAGGGAUGCCACCACAUAAUCCAAUGGAGUUAGAUCACAGAAACUUCUACCUGCCGCCUGAGAAGGGAUCUGGGGGUCCAAAUACAGAAAUAAUGAAUGAUAUAGCAUCUCCUGAACUGAUGCCGGUGUUACGUCACGGACCUGUCAUGGCACACAUUCUGGACACUGCCAUGUCAUGUACAGGGCCCAGUGAUCCCCGUCUGUAUCACCUGUUAGAGAAUGACACCAUGGCCCAGGCCGCGCAUCAUGUCUCUGAAGCUCUAAAAUGUGCAAUCAACUACUACAGGGAGAAGAACACAACUAUUGGAGGCGGAUACGGCCCCCGGGGGCCUGGAGGGAUGGCCCCCAAAAGGGGGUUUGAAAAUUUCCGCGGUGCCCCCAAUAAAAGGGCGCGGAGUGGAUACGGAUUCCGCUGAAAUAUUCGGUGAAUGUUAUAAGAAACAAACAUUUUUGGACAAUUAUGUGUAGGAAAAAUCAAACAACAUUGUUUUUGGACCAUUUUUUCAUAUUGUGAUUUAAGGAUUUUUGGACUAAAUAUGUGUUUCUGUUACGCAUUUUUAACUUUGGCAUAGAUGUAUUUUGUGCCCUUAUUUAUUUUUUUUAUUUUUUCUGCAUUUGGUGUUUGCUUUAAGUUAAUAAUUUUCAGA